UUUGGUCGGUUUGAGCCAAGAUGUCUCUACUGCAACUAGAGUAACCUUUCCCACCUUGGGGGAGGGAACCUCAACUACAGUGGGCAAUACUUUCCGACUUCAACUGUUUUGAGUCUGGCUGUUGUGGUUUACACGCGGGCACUCGAAUCUAAAAUAGAAUUCAAAGGCGAUUGUACCAGUGAGAUUAGGUAUGACGGAUACAAACGGAAGGGUUUCGUGGGACUGUGCGUAAAGAUGAGGAUUCCUCCAGUAUGGGCGCUGGGCGCGUGCCAGACUGGAUGAAGUGAGGUCUGAGAGAGAAGCGUGCUGAGAGCAAUACUACCUGGGACUGUCAAAGGAGGACCUCGGAGCAGGUUCACACAGCGCUCGGCAGGGUGGAGCUUCCUGACUCAUGGAGAAUUACUUCCAGGCAGAGGCCUUCAACCUGGACAAGGUGCUGGAUGAUUUUGAGCAGAACGAAGAUGAGACGGACACUCCCACGCUCUCUGACGCCAAGUGGACCCAGAUUCUGGCCCCGCCGGCUCACCUCCUUUCUCUGAACCCCGCCGUGGCCCACUCCGACCUGAGCCCCCAGGAGAGCCCACUCCCCUUCAAGACCCUUUCUGACGCCCCCUCCAGCGGCUCUCCGGGGGCUGACCCCAAGCGCCUCCCCGGGCCUGACCCUCCGUCCUGGGGGGAGGAGCGGCCGGCCGACGUCCACAGCCCCCCUCUCCGUCAGCCCAAUAUUGGCAAGCUGGUGGGUGCAGACGACCACUCACCGCCGCCUGUGUCUACCCAUAGCACCCUGGAGAACGGCUGCCCCGCCAGUCCCGCCAGCCACAACCUCAACGGGUUCGGAGAAGAGCCGCCGGACUGCGGCAGCCCCCCUCCUCCCCCUCUUGACCUCCACCAGCCUGCUGCCUCAGACCUGCGGCCUCAUGCCCCAGAAAAGGAGAGGGGAGCCCCCAUGGGAGGAGGAGUGGCCUCCCGUCACACACAUUUCACCUUUGGGGAAGGACAGGAGGGGGAGAGGCUGGUGACAAAAGAGGACCGACCUUUAGAGCCGGAGGGCACAGGGAGACCCAUCCCAAAGUGUGCCGAAGAAGAAGAGGCCUCGGCGGCUGGAAUGGAGGAAACCGGCGAAGACGAACAAAUAGCCGACGAUGAACGCCAUAGAGGAAGUGUUGAAAACGGAGGAAGGGUGAGUUGGAGCGGCGGAGAGGACGAAGAGUGCAUCCUCUCCUGUCAGAGGGAAAGGCUGAGGGUGGAGAAGGUAAAGGACGCAGGUGGCGUGGUGGAAGACGCCACCCCGGGCCCGCAGGGGGCUGUCCCUAACGGAAGUGCCACGCGGAGACAGGAGGAACGUGAGGGUGGCGGUGGGGACAGGGAGGAAGGCGAAGAAGAGGGACCCUCACUGAGCCCUCUGCCCUCCAAAGAGGACUCUGUUACGGAGGAGAAGGAGAUGGAGGAGAGUAAACAGGAGAGCAGUGAGGGAGGAGGAGGAGGAAGAGGGGGGGCUGGAAAACUCAACAACAGCCGUGUCCAGCCAGUCAGUGUGCCCUAUGGAGGAGCGCGGCCCAAACAGCCAGUCACCCUCAAGCUCCAGAUCCCCCGCCCCCUGUCAGGCCAGGUGCAGAACCAGCUCUGUCCUGCCCCGGCCAGCAAAAACAAGAACCUGGAGAACCAGAGUCGGACUGGCGCAGCCACGGACCCAACCCUCGACGGAGGAGAGCCGGACACGGCGGGAAUGAAUGGAGAGUCGGCGGAGUCUCCCUCAGACCUACUCAUGUCCACGGGGAGUCCUGAUAACGACCUGCAGGCUGGCCAACAGGGGGCGCUGUCCAAGAAGGCCGUCAGCUCUCUGGGAGAGGUAGCACCUGUGUGGGUGCCUGACUCCCAGGCUCCCGUCUGCAUGAAGUGUGAGGUCAAGUUCACCUUCACCAAGAGGAGGCACCACUGCAGAGCCUGCGGCAAGGUGUUCUGUGCGGCGUGCUGCGGCCUCAAGUGCAGGCUGACGUACAUGGACGGGAAGGAGGCCCGGGUGUGUGUCACCUGCCACUCUGCCUUGAUGAGCGCUCAUUCAUGGGAUAACAUGGCAUGUGGCAGCAACCAGAGCCCCAACCCCAACAACCCAGCAGAGUACUGCUCCACCAUCUCCCCUCUGCAGCAGGCCCAGGCCUCAGGGGCGCUCUCCUCCCCUCCACCCACCGUCAUGGUGCCCGUGGGCGUCCUCAAGCAGCCCGCCUCCGAGGGGUCUCUUCCGCGGGAGCAGAGGAGGGUGUGGUUUGCUGACGGGAUCCUCCCCAACGGGGAGACCGCAGAGUCCCCCAUGCCUCCAGCUACCAGUCCGGCACCCUCUCAACCUCGAGCAGUCUCCCAGCUUUCCAGCAAAUCUUCAGGCUUGGAUUCCUCAGCGGCAGCCCAGGCCCCUGCGGCCCCAGUGGGCAGCUCUGUGGGCAGCUCCCUCAGCCUGAUCCCAGAGGACGGCCUUCCUCCCAUCCUAAUCUCCACCGGAGUCAAAGGAGGUACGGGAGGCCACAUCACAGACUACGCGGUGGAGGAGAGGCCCUCUGAGAUGGUGCUGAUGCAGCAGCUGGAGGAGGGGGGGGGCCCGGACCCUCUGGUGUUCGUGCUCAACGCCAACCUCCUGGCCAUGGUCAAGCUGGUCAACUAUGUAAACAGGAAGUGUUGGUAUGUGACGACCAAGGGGAUGCAUGCGGUGGGGCAGGCAGAGGUGGUGGUUCUGCUCCAGUGUCUGCCUGACGAGAAGACCAUCCCCAAGGACAUCUUCAGCCACUUUGUACAGCUCUACCAAGAAGCUCUCGCUGGCAACGUGCUGAGCCACCUGAGUCACUCGUUCUUCCCUCAGAGCUUCCUGGGCAGCAAGGAGCACGGGGGCUUCCUCUACAUCAGCCCCUCCUUCCAGUCUCUGCAGGACCUGCUGUUGCCCAACCCGCCCUACCUCUUUGGCAUCCUGGUGCAGAAGUGGGAGACCCCCUGGGCCAAGGUGUUCCCCAUCCGCCUCAUGCUGCGGCUGGGGGCCGAGUACCGAUUCUAUCCUUGUCCACUGUUCAGUGUACGAUUCAGAAAACCCCUGUUUGGAGAAACUGGUCACACCAUCAUGAACCUGCUUGCAGACUUCCGUAACUACCAGUACACGUUGCCUGUGGUGAAGGGUCUAGUGGUGGACAUGGAGGUGAGGAAGACCUGCAUCAGAAUCCCCAGCAACCGCUACAAUGAGCUAAUGAAGGCCAUGAACAAGUCCAAUGAGCAUGUGCUGGCUAUGGGGGCGUGCUUCAACCACCGCGCUGACUCCCACCUGGUGUGCGUGCAGAAUGACGAUGGCAACUAUCAGACACAGGCCAUCAGUAUUCAUCACCAGCCCCGCAAAGUUACUGGCGCCUGCUUCUUUGUCUUCAGUGGUGCUUUGAAAGCUUCAUCUGGAUACCUGGCCAAGACCAGCAUUGUAGAAGAUGGGGUGAUGGUGCAGAUCACGGCAGAAACCAUGGACUCACUACGGCAAGCGCUGAGGGACAUGAAGGACUUCACCAUCACAUGUGGCAAGACCGACCAGGAGGAGAACCAGGAGCAUGUUCACAUCCAGUGGACAGAGGAUGACCACAACAUCAACAAGGGAGUCAUCAGCCCAAUCGAUGGGAAGUCUAUGGAGUCCAUCACCAGCGUCAAGAUCUUCCAUGGCUCGGAGUUCAAGGCCAACGGCAAGGUCAUCCGCUGGACAGAGGUGUUCUUCCUCCAGAGUGAAGACCAACGCAACGGUCUGAGUGAUCCGGCCGACCACAGCCGGCUGACGGAGAACGUGGCCCGGGCGUUCUGCAUGGCGCUGUGCCCACACCUCAAACUGCUGAAGGAGGAUGGCAUGGCCAAGCUGGGCCUGCGGGUCACCCUGGACUCCGACCAGGUGGGCUACCUGGUGGGCAGUAACGGCCAGCCCCUGCUGCCUCAGUACCUGAGCGACCUGGACGGCUCCCUCAUCCCCGUCAUCCACGGAGGCGCCUGUCAGCUCAGCGAAGGCCCCGUCGUCAUGGAGCUCAUCUUCUACAUCCUGGAGAUCAUCUCGUAGGGGCAGGCAUCCCUCCCCUGCCCCCUCAACAGGCUUCAUAAGACUUCUGUCGUCUGCCUCGCCUCCUCGCUGUUCUUUCUGUCCUACCGUCCCUCACCCCGUUCGGUCAUCAACCCCCGUCCGUCCGUCCACACGUUUGUGAUUCAAAGAGCCCGAAAGCUGUGCUGUGCGCUGGGGUGACGCGUUCCUCCACUCCAUGUAUGCACCAUAUCUAUUCUGCUGCUGGACCCAGGGUACCUGGAGGAACUCUUAGCAGGACCACAGAUCCAUCCACCCUCCUCCUACUCAUCCCCAAUGAGGUGCUGUCUAGACCGACCUCCCCCCUUCCCCUCCACCUAAGGCCCAUCCAUUCCUCUCCAGUUACACUGUGGUAGCCAGAGGUCCUUCUGGGUGAAAGCAGAAGUACUGCACCCUGGGUAAUGUCUCCUCAGGCCUCUUUGUAGCAUGGAUUCCCUAUCGACUUCCAGGGAGAGGCAUGUAAGGCCAGCAUUGGGCCUAAUGGGGGUUUUCCUCUGGCAGGGACCUAACAUGUUUGCCUAGUAAGGAAUUAGGGAACGAGCCAUGGAGAUAAAGGUCGAGAAUGCCUCCGCUUGGUGAUGCCGUUUGUUUGCACUCUGGUGCACAGUGCCUGCAACAGAUAGUCUCCUAUGGGAAGCAGAAAUAUCUUCUCUAAGCUUUAUCGAAUAAUCACCAGAUGCUUUAUUCCAUGACAUGGAUAAGAGGUUUUGUUUUGUAAAUAAGUAUGAUUUUCUAGACAGCACUGUUGCUCAAUUAUAUCCCCACUUCUGUAGCUUAGGAUUUAUGUUUUAAUGAAGUGCUGUGUAAAACAACUCCUCUGAACAAUAUUCUGUGAAUUCAACAAAACAGCAGACUGUUGAAUUCCACAAGUUCAAGCACCCUUAUGGCAAGGGUUGUGUAAAAAAAAUAAAAAAAAAAUAGGUUUUGAUGCUUUACUUACAAAUAUAUAUAUAUAUAUAAAAGGAAGAA
This is a messenger RNA of Osmerus eperlanus (European smelt), 5047 nucleotides long. RefSeq names its product zinc finger, FYVE domain containing 9a (gene zfyve9a). The record is from RefSeq and is a predicted model, not a curated record. Gene Ontology annotation, molecular function: metal ion binding. NCBI's taxonomy places the organism in Eukaryota, Metazoa, Chordata, Actinopteri, Osmeriformes, Osmeridae. Bases 392 to 4060 code for a protein of 1222 amino acids. Gene Ontology annotation, biological process: endosomal transport. The transcript has 19 exons. Gene Ontology annotation, cellular component: early endosome membrane.